UGGGGCCGACAUAGGAUUUCCCUCUCUCACCGCUUUGAGGUUUGUUCUCUCUUGUUUCUCGGGGAACAGCACGUUGAGUACCGCAAGCAUAUGGAUGCCGAACACAUUAAAGAAUGGAAGGCCCCAGAGGUUAUCCUGAAGUACGUGGCUGGAGGAACAUGUGGGUUUGAUCGAGAAGGCUGCCCUGUUCGGUAUGAGAUCGUUGGGGCCCUUGAUCCCAAAGGGAUCCUCUUCUCUGCUUCAAAGCAGGAUCUGCUCAAGUAUAAAUUCAAGGAGUGCGAUAGGUUGCGGGAAAUAUGCGAGGAACAGUCUGAAAAACUGGGGAAAAGAGUUGAAACUGGGUGUGACGAUUUAUGUUUUUGAAGGGCUGGGUUUGAGGCAUCUCGGGAAGCCAGCCGUUGACAUCUAC
This is a messenger RNA of Python bivittatus (Burmese python), 409 nucleotides long. Lineage: Eukaryota; Metazoa; Chordata; Lepidosauria; Squamata; Pythonidae. The record is from RefSeq and is a predicted model, not a curated record.